Molecule: messenger RNA, 746 nt
Organism: Sinocyclocheilus rhinocerous
Lineage: Eukaryota; Metazoa; Chordata; Actinopteri; Cypriniformes; Cyprinidae
Product: ras-related and estrogen-regulated growth inhibitor-like
Exons: 7
Coding region: 201-746 (181 amino acids)
Molecular function (GO): GTPase activity; GTP binding
Source: RefSeq, a predicted model, not a curated record
UGUGUGUGUGUGUGUGCGUGCGCGCGCGCUAUUUCUAAUGUCAUUACUAAAAGCAGACAGACGGAGAGCGCAGGAGCAUCAGAGUCUGCAGCAUAUGAGCUCCACACGAGUCUCCACUGGAACACAAUGAUAUAGAGUCAAGCACUGUUCGCACUUUUAACAACUUUGGGGAGCAAAAUAUAAUAUUAUCCACAGUGAUCAUGUCAGAAUCUGUACGGAAGAUGUUGAGGGCGAAGCUCGUGGUGCUGGGAAGAGAUAACAGUGGGAAGACAGCUCUGUGUGUCAGAUUUAUCACCAGACGUUUCAUUGGAGAGUAUGAACAUAAAAGGGAGGUCACCUACAGAUGUCAGAAAAUUGUGGACAAGGAGGCGAUUGAGCUGGAGAUUUUAGACACUGUUAAUAAGGAAUGUGUAGGUCCUGCGGCGUCCUCUCUGGAGAGUUCCAUUAAAUGGGGUGAUGGGUUUCUCAUUAUAUACUCUGUGACGGAUCGCAGCAGUUUUGAGGCUGUGUCGCGCCUGAAGAGACUGAUUGACCACGUUAAACAAACGCUUGGUAUUCCAACAGUCAUCGUUGCCAACAAAUGCGACAUGGAGAACGGCCGUGUGGUGAGGACAGAUGAGGGACAGGCUUUAGCCUCAGACCUGAGGUCAGUAUGCUUUGCUCUUACUGAUAACUCCACAGCUAUAAGUGAUACGGUCAGAUUCACUAUAGGCAGCGGAGGCACUGUCCUCACUAACACAACCUGA